Messenger RNA from Gryllus bimaculatus (two-spotted cricket), 597 nucleotides. Lineage: Eukaryota; Metazoa; Arthropoda; Insecta; Orthoptera; Gryllidae. The record is from the annotation of a GenBank genome assembly.
AUGGGAGGUUUGCAGCGUGUGCAAGAAGAUGGUGUAACAAUGCUCCACCUGGCCGCCGGCAAGUUCACGCCGCUGCAGCUGCCCGAGGGCGCGGCGCGCGACGCGGCCGCGCUGCUCGACUUCCCGCGCCACCGCCUGCGCCUGCUGGAGAAGCUGGGCGACGGCCUCUUCGGCCUGGUGCACCUGUGCGAGGUGGAGGGCGCGGCCGAGUACCCGGGCGCGGGCGCCGCAGGCGCGCCGGCCCCCUGCCAGCGCAAGCAGCUGCUCGUCGUCAAGUCCCUGCGGCGCGGCUGCAGCGAGGCCACGCGUUAUGGCUGCCUCAUCUACUUGGCUACUCAAGUGGCAUCUGGUAUGAAGUACCUGGAAUCAAUGGAUCUGGUGCACCGCGAUCUGGCAGCAAGGAACUGUGCUGUGGGGAAGCAUUACAGUAUUAAGAUUACGGACCAUGCAAUGUACUGCACGAAAUACGAGAGUGACUAUUAUGUAAGUGACACACAGUCUCGAUUACCUGUUCGCUGGAUGGCCUGGGAGAGUCUAUUGCUGUCACAGAACAGAGAAAAUGUUCAGGAAAAAUUGAUCUUUGGACCUGACUUAUAG